Molecule: messenger RNA, 2627 nt
Organism: Solea solea (common sole)
Lineage: Eukaryota; Metazoa; Chordata; Actinopteri; Pleuronectiformes; Soleidae
Gene: wwox
Product: WW domain containing oxidoreductase
Exons: 9
Coding region: 145-1383 (412 amino acids)
Molecular function (GO): protein binding
Source: RefSeq, a predicted model, not a curated record
GUGUUGUUGCGGAAGUGCCGGGUGAAACGCUGGUGUGCUGGUGAUUAUGUCCGCUGUCAGCUGCAUUCAUUAAUUCCUCAGAAUAGUACAAAAGCUCUGGUUUGUGUCUGUAGCUCCGCCGUUUACACGGAAACAAGUGACGCAAUGGCAGCUCUGAAAUACGCAGGUAUGGACGAUACAGACAGCGAGGACGAGUUACCGCCUGGUUGGGAAGAGAGAUCUACGAAGGAUGGAUGGGUUUACUAUGCUAACCAUGAUGACAUGAAGACACAGUGGGAACAUCCUAAGACGGGGAAGAGAAAGCGCUGUGCUGGAGAUUUACCGUAUGGAUGGGAGGAAGAGACUGAUGAAAAAGGACAGAUAAUUUAUGUCGAUCACAUCAACAAGCGGACGACGUAUUUUGAUCCGCGUCAGGCAUUUACAGUCGAGGAUGUGGUGGUGAAGCCAAAGCGGUAUGACGGAAACACGGCUGCCCUGGAGAUCCUGCAAGGUCGCGACUUCUCUGACAAGGUUGUUGUCAUUACUGGGGGCAACUCGGGUGUCGGCUUUGAGACAGCCAGGUCUUUUGCUCUACACGGCGCCCAUGUGAUCCUGGCGUGUCGAAACCUGUCCCGGGCCAGUAAGGCUGUUAGCCUCAUCCAGCAGGAGUGGCAAAAAGCCAGAGUCGAAGCCAUGAUGUGUGAUCUGGCCCGACUCUGCAGUGUCAGGGAGUUUGCCCAAUCUUUCAAGGCCAAGAAACUGCCCUUGCACAUCCUGGUGUGUAAUGCAGCAGUGUGUACUCAACCCUGGAGGCUGACAGAGGACGGCCUGGAGUCCACCUUCCAGACCUGCCAUCUAGGUCACUUCCUCCUCGUCCAGUGUCUGCAGGACGUGCUGCGGCGCUCAGCGCCUGCCCGUGUUGUGGUGGUGUCCUCCGAGUCUCACAGGUUCACAGACCUGUUAGACUCGUGUGGAAAGGUCGACGUGGCCCUGCUGUCUCCACCCAAGAAGGAAUACUGGUCCAUGCUGGCUUAUAAUCGAGCCAAACUCUGCAACGUCCUCUUCAGCAAUGAGCUCCACCGCCGCCUCUCGCCUCACGGCGUCACCUCCAAUGCGGUGCAUCCUGGGAACAUGAUUUACACCUCGAUACACCGGAGCUGGUGGCUGAUGACGGUCCUCUUCAUGAUGGCCAGACCUUUCACCAAGUCCAUGCAACAAGGAGCAGCCACCACGGUGUACUGCGCUGUCGCCCCGGAGCUGGAGGGAUUAGGAGGCAUGUACUUCAACAACUGCUUCCGUUGCAUGCCGUCCGCACAGGCCCAGGACCAGACCUGCGCUGCCAGUCUGUGGGCGCUGAGUGAGCGGCUGGUUGCAGAGGGGUCAGUGGGUGUACAGGCCCUCUGAUGGACGAGAGGAGGAGGAGGAGGAGGAGGAGGAGGAGGAGGACGACUAGCCAAACAGGAAUCAUAGAGAUAAGAUGGUGGGUCUUGAUGAUGUCCAGUUAGAUAUAAACUAAAAGAUAACUGCACUAUACAAGAGCUGCCAACCACAGAAAAGUCCAUCACGUCACUACAGGGGCUAAAAUACUCUACAUACACACGACAGGAAUGUGGUUUUUUUUUGUGUUUUUUUUUUUUUUUUUUUAAUUAAUAGACACUCUAUUCAAAAAAAGGGUCAAAGAAGUGUUGAGCUCUGCUGUGGGUCUUUACAGUGAGGGGACAGGAGAGGGAUUUGGGACUCUGUCUCCGACUCUCUCUGCGUCUUCUGCUGUUUCUUAUUUCAAAGAGUAAAAGUUUAUAAAAGCAAAUGAUCCGUUGUACUAAUACAGGAUUGGCUAAUUAGCAUACACUCUAAAGUGUUUGCAUCUGAUUCCAGCAAUAAUGCACCAUAUGGGAAACACUGUGUUUCCAGCUGAUGUUUGUUCACUUUCCUCUUAUCAAGCUUUAUAUGUAGAUGUUGAUGUUUCCUAUUAAGUUCCAGAGGGAACUGGUUAAUCAUUGUGCUAAAUCUUUUUUUUUUCCUUUUUUAUUGGUGUUGGGGGCGGGGCAUAGAAGAAAUAAGGAGUAAUGGGCAUGUGGUACUAAUGGAUAUAUAAACACACUAGAAGUAUGAUUCCUAUGUACAAUAUUCUGCAAUAGUUUCAUUUCUUAUCAAUCUCCCUAUUUGUUGACUGUACAUUAUUUACAACAUCCUGAUUCUGAUUUGUGGGCGUGUGCUGAAGGGGUGUGGACAUCAUAUCUUUUGUCUUUUGUUUAGUUUUUCUGCUGAGUCUCAAUUACAAUUUGGAGGUAUUAUGGGGUGAUCUGGGUCCGAUUGAAUAUUAAACACCGGAGGUGGAGAUUCAUAUUUCCAGAGGCCGUGAUCGUUAAUUUCUGUUUCUUCUCUCGUCGUUUGUAUUAGAGUCUGUUGUCUUUUUUUCUUUUCUUUAAAAUCAUCGUGGUUUUAAUAGUGAACUCUCUGGCUUUGGCUUCGUUGUGUUCUGGUCGCUGUGAAGCCGCUGUCGUUGGGAAGCUUUUUGAGACAUUGUGCUUUAUGGCAGUCUGGGUGCCGUAGGUUGCUCUGGAAACAUCAGCGUUCCAGUGUCAGGAUUUCUGUAAAGACACAAACAAAAGAGGAAAACGUGUUAAUAAAAUUCUGUUAAUCAACAA